Xylona heveae TC161 is the source of this 1166-nucleotide messenger RNA. RefSeq names its product Translin. The transcript is spliced from 3 exons. Gene Ontology annotation, cellular component: cytoplasm; nucleus. The record is from RefSeq and is a predicted model, not a curated record. NCBI's taxonomy places the organism in Eukaryota, Fungi, Ascomycota, Xylonomycetes, Xylonales, Xylonaceae. Gene Ontology annotation, molecular function: sequence-specific DNA binding; RNA binding; RNA endonuclease activity. The coding region runs from base 74 to 895 and encodes 273 amino acids.
AGAAUACGUGCCACUGCCACCAUUUGACCAAUCUAUCUUCUAUUUACAAUAUAAUCCAGUACAGCUAUCUGGUAUGAUGGGCGGCACAAAGAGAGACCACGAUGGGCGAAGCCGCAGUCCCCCGCCAGCCUCUCCCUUCAUGCCCAUCUUUGAGACUUUCCGCAAUGAGCUGGACGAGCACCAUGACAGACGAGAACGAAUUAUAAAAGCUUCGCGCGAUGUUACUGCUGCAAGCAAAAAGAUGAUCUUUUCUCUUCAGCGAGUCAAGAAAGUUCGCGGUGAACUACCAGAGAGGAUAAAUAAGGAAGUGCAAGGGCAUUUCAACACUAUCGUAACCACCCUUGAAUCAAUUUCUGGCGACCUGCAGGGCAUCAAUGCAUGGCGCUAUCGGCGACAGAUAACGGGCGGGUUGCAGGAAUUCAUUGAGGCUGCGACGUUUAAGCACUACUUGGAAACGCAAACGCUGCUUACCGUCGAUGCUGCGGCUGCGGCUGUGCCUGGAGGCGUCCAGCUCACAGAAGACGAUUACCUUCUCGGCAUUUUUGACCUGGUGGGAGAGAUGAUGAGGUUUGCUAUUACCACAAUGGCAACAUCGGGAGAACUGCCUGGAAACACUGCAGACUCAGAAGAUGGUCGCGAAAUAUCAGAAAGUAAUAUCCUCUCGGAUCUGCGAGAGUUGCGAACACAAUUUGCUGCGCUCGACACCACUACCAGCUCAGGAAAUGGACUCGGAAGAGACGUGGAGAAGAAACUCGAAGUCAUGAACACUUGUGUAGAAAAGGUAGAGAAUGCCGUCUACGGAUUGAUCAUUCGAGGAAGAGAACGACCGAAGGGUUGGAUGCCAGAUCUUGGAGAUGACUCGGGCAGAGGGAGGGAGCCUGUUGAAAGCUACUAGCCAAUUCGUGAUACUAUUUUCUUAUUGAAAAGUCUUCCCCCUUUUUUUUUCGAAUGGUUUACCCCGGCGAUCAGAAACGAAUAGUAUCAUGUAUGAAAUAAAUGAUAUCCCACAUUUCACAUACGAAAUCAUCGGAUCUGCAGAGGCCCGUUGACGAGCAUGGGCCUAACCCAGACAAUUGGUCCUUUGCAAAUUAUAUUCCAUUGAUAACUUCGCAAAUGGCAAAUUGCAGAAGACAGUACAGCGCCCAACAAUAGCCGCGCGAACCUGC